UAAGAAUUAUCGAAAAGAUCAAAAAGUCUUGACCACCCAAAGUGUAUCCAAAAGAGAGUUUUUACACUGAUUUUUCCAUCCACACUUGUCUAAACCUUCAUUUUCCUUCUCUGAAAAAAAAUGGCUGUUGAGGCUGUUGUCUCUGUGGUGAUACACAAUCUUACCAACUUACUAACCGGGGAAUCGGAAACAUUUAGAAAGGUUAAAGAUGAAGUAGAAAGGGUUAUUAUGGAGCUACAUGAGAUCCAAGGAAUUUUAAAUGAUGUCGAACACCAAGAACAAGGAGACAAGGUGCUUGCAGAUUGGGUGUUGCAGUUUCUGGACAAAGUAUACCAUGUAGAGGAGAGUGUAGAAUCUUUUUCUCUUGCAGAAACCUAUUUGAAAAAGAUGGGGUUUGUUAAGAAGCAUACUUCCGUCAUUGGAAAUGGGUUCAAGCUUUGCAGAGAAGUCCCAGAUGAUCAGAUGGUAUAUUCUGAGAAUGUUCGCAGACUCAAAUAUAAAAUGAACAAAAUUAGCAAAGAAAUUCAAGAAUGGAAAAAUGGAAGACCCUCAUUGGCUCCAGUGCCGUUUCAGAGUUCUAAUUCAACGCAUCGGCAUGAACAACCAUGGCAAGAGAGUGAUGCUUAUUAUGCACCAAAGAAAGAAGAAACUAUUUUCAAGAAAGACAUGGAAAAGUUGAUGAAGCAGUUAACAAGCAAUAGCAAACCACUUCAAAUCAUAUCAGUCUUUGGUGAAGUUGGCACAGGGAAAACAGCUCAUGUCAAGACAAUCUACAACAAGUUAGAGGUCAAGAACAAGUUUUCAUGCCGUGCAAUGGUAGUCCUGGCUGCAAAGUGCUCAGUUAGACAUCUUUUGAUGACUUUAUUGCAACAAGUUACAAGCUUGAAAGGCAAAGAGAAGCUAAAAGAAGAGGACCUGAUAAUGAAGCUGAACGAGUUCUUGAAGGAUCAAAAGUACCUGAUUGUCAUGAUUGAUGUCACAAGUGCUGAUCUCUUGAAACAAUUAAAAGGUGCCUUGCCAGAUUCGAACAAUGGAAGUAGGGUGGUGAUCACCACUCCGGAUGAAGAAGUUGCUUCAUUUCCAGGUGCAACAAGCCAUUAUCACUUCAAACCUUUAGACGUGGAGGACGGUUUAAAGUUUUUUACUAAAAAGAUAUGGGGACCAAAAGGAAUCCCAUUUCCAACUGAUGUCAUGGAGGAUCUGAAGAACAAAAUUGCAGAGAGAUGCAAAGGAACCCCUCUAAGAAUUAUAAUGCUUGCUGGUUUGCUAUCAACCAGGAAGGCGAUCUACGAAGAUUGGCUAAGUGUUUUUGAGCAACACAAUUUUGUUACAAAGUCCCCAUCGUAUGACAUUUUAGCCGUCUGUUACAAUGACCUUACGCUCCACUUGAAGCUCUGUUUUCUCUAUUUAGGGCUCUUUCGGAAAGGGUUUGAAAUACCUGUGAGAAGGCUGUUUCGGUUGUGGCUUGCUGAGGGUUUUGUGAAACCGGCAGAAGGGAUUAUUCUGGAGGACAUUGUAGAGGGAUAUCUGGAUGACCUUGUAAAGAGAAACAUGGUAGAAAUCACAAAAAGGAGAUCUGAUGAGAGUCCCAAGAAAUGCCGAAUGAUGGGUGUCCUACAUGACAUCUUUUUGCCCAGGGCUGUACAAAUAGGCCUCUUCCACCUCCACCAAAAAUCAGAUGAACAUUCAACAGUUUUAUCAGACCCUCAAUUUGGAGUUCGUCGGGUGAUUGAAUACACUAACAUUAAGGAAUACCCCACUUCAAAUGCCAUCAACCAUAAUUUAAGGUCCUACAUAUCCUUCAAUGGCCGAAAGAAAGAUACGCCUGCAGAAGAAGUCGGAAUUUUUUUAGAUAGAGUCAUUGGUUCUAGAGGCUUUGGAUUACUCAAGGUACUCGACUUAGAGGGCGUUUAUCGACCACAGCUACCAGAGAAUCUGGGGAACCUAUUUCACCUAAGAUAUUUAGGCUUGAGAUGGACUUUCUUGGAUACUCUUCCUUCUUCACUUAGCUCCCUACUUUACCUUGAAACACUUGACAUCAAGCACACACAUAUCACAACUCUCCCGAGUUCUAUAUGGAGCAUGAAGCAUCUCCGACAUCUUUGUCUGAAUGGAGCUCGUCUAGACAUACAGCUGCAAGCAACCAAACAUAGAGCUUUAACACAGCUCCAGACCCUAUGGGGUUUGUUUGUAGAUGAGAAGAUUGCAAAAAAGAUUGGUUUGACUUUGAGCAGAAUGACCAACCUUCGAAAACUUGAUCUGACCAGACAGACAUCCUCGAAAGAAUUAAAAACCACUGUCACGACAGCAACAACUACGAUGACUACGAAAAUAACCCAUAUAACUUCGUAUGAGGAAAUUAAUUUGUGGAUUGCAUCAUUGUCGAGCCUUCGAUCGUUAAGGUUAAGAUCCAAGAACAAAAUGGGUCGGCCAACGGAGCUCAUUGUCAAGCCUUUCUCAAAUUUGAAGAAUCUCUCUCAACUGUACUUGCUGGGAAGUUUACACAAUCCUAUUGAUUGGUACCAGAUCCCUCCUGGUAUCACGGUUCUUACUUUAUCAUUCUCGCAGCUAGACAAAGAUCCCAUGCCAACAUUAUCUCAGCUACCGAGCUUGAUAGUCCUCAGGCUUUUAGCUGCUUCAUAUGGAGGAAAAGAAAUGUAUUGUCCUACAAAUGGGUUCCCUUCCCUCCAAGUUCUGAAGGUGUGGAAACUUGAAAGUCUAAAAAUCUGGACUGCCGAUGAAGGAACAAUGCCGAAACUCCAUACCUUAGAAAUCAGGUGCUGUAGGGAGCUAGAGGAGCUUCCAUCAGCCUUGCUGCAGAUACAGACUUUUGACAACUUGAUCCUGACAAACAUGCCAAAGUCAUUUAUAUCUGCUACCAGAAAGAAAAAGAAGAAGCAUACUAAGAUUGUGGAAAAUGAGUAGGACUUCUGGACAGUAGAGAACGUUGUAAAGUCAAACUUUUCUUUCUUGUCCCGGGUUGAAAAACUUCCUUCACCCUGCAGUCAUCUAUCUUGGCUCAGUGCACUACUGUUAGAUGAACCUCUUGUAUCCAAGUUUCUUCAGUAAUCUUAAAGCCUUGUUCACCUGCUAUACUAAAAUAUCUAUCUAUUUUGGAUCUCUGUCUAUCUCAUAUUUCUAAAUGUGAAUAGACUUCUUCAAUUUGGGUUGUAUUCAAGUUUCAAUAAAGUAAAGCCCUGAUGAUAUUCAAUUUUGCA
Molecule: messenger RNA, 3218 nt
Organism: Erigeron canadensis
Lineage: Eukaryota; Viridiplantae; Streptophyta; Magnoliopsida; Asterales; Asteraceae
Product: putative disease resistance RPP13-like protein 2
Exons: 1
Coding region: 121-2925 (934 amino acids)
Biological process (GO): defense response to other organism
Molecular function (GO): ADP binding
Source: RefSeq, a predicted model, not a curated record